AUGGAACCAAAACGCUCUGAUAUUGUAAUCUAUUUCAUCCACGGCGGUGGUUACACCUUCGGACAUCCUGCAGACAACCUCGUAGAUCUCUUGUUCAAUGCGGAAGUCCUGCUGAACAACGGCAUUAUUUGCAGUAUCUUCUCCUUGGAUUAUUCCCUAGCCCCAGGAAGCUGCCUGCCAACCCCGAUCAUGGAGGCCGUUGCAGCAUAUCGGUACCUGUUCAAAGAGGAAAUCAUUAGUCCCUCCAAGAUAAUGGUGAUGGGGGAAUCUGCAGGUGGGCAUCUUGCGCUCUCUUUCCUCGCAGCCUUGCAAGAACCGGGUCUUUGUCCGCGCCUUGAGAAGGCCCUGCCCAAACUGCAGGUUGAUGUCUGGGGUUCCUGGAAGCUCAUUAUACCGCAGAGGACAUGGAUCACUGCUGGUGGAGAUGAGAUAUUUCUCGAGGAUAUCAAGCAAUUAUCUCGCGAGACGGAAAAGGAUGGGGCUGAUGUGUGUCUGCUGGCCACGGAGGGGAAAGCUCAUGCCUGA
Molecule: messenger RNA, 525 nt
Organism: Aspergillus fischeri NRRL 181
Lineage: Eukaryota; Fungi; Ascomycota; Eurotiomycetes; Eurotiales; Aspergillaceae
Product: alpha/beta hydrolase
Exons: 2
Coding region: 1-525 (174 amino acids)
Molecular function (GO): hydrolase activity
Source: RefSeq, a predicted model, not a curated record